UUUUAUUUUGGUUGGUGGUUCGCAGAUGAACAUAAGAGACACGACUUUUAUACGGGAAAGCCAAACUAAUAAAUUUACUUUAAUUUAAAUUUAUUUACAAAUUUUAAAUGAUCAAAUAAGAUAAAUAUGCAUAAAACAAAAAAGAAAACCGCUAAAAUACCCAAACCGAUCAAGAUCAAGAAAGAGAAGACUGAUGAAGAUCGAAUGCCGCAAUCAAUGAUGUACUACAUCGAUGAUAGAUUGGAAUUGGUUAAACAAAUCUUUGGAUCUUUGAAACCAAAAACUAUAAUGAAUCUGGCACCGGAAUUUUUAAAGACCCAAAGUUUGGAAGAAAUCGAAGAAGCGUGUCUCAAUGAGCUCUUGUGUAUAUCAACAAAGCGCUUAAAAUCGAUAAUAACAGCAACCAAGUGUCCCACAGACACCGAAUCGUCUGAGGAUGAAGAUGUCCAAAGAAAGGAAGAGCAUGUCUCACUGGAAGAAAUAUCCUCGGAUAGUGAAAUUGAAGGUGGCACAUCGAAAAAAGGAAAGAAAAAGAAAGCUUCGAAAUUGGAGGACAAAAAUAAAGCGGGAGCCAAAAAUGAUCCACAAAAAUCAGCAGAAAAGAAUGAAGAGGAGGGACAAAUCAGCGUCUUGGAAUUACUCGAAUUGCAAGCCAGGGCCAGAGCAAUACGAUCACAAUUAGCCCUGGAGCCUGUUACAAAAAUUGAAGUUGAUUCCGAUAAAGAGGAUGGACCGGAUCGCGAUGAGCAAAGUUCAUCGAAAAAAUCGAAAAAGCCACACAAAAGCGAUAAGAAUGAGAGGAAGCGAACUUCGAGUACACGAGAAUCACAAGAUUCAUCCAAUAAUAUUUCCAGAUCGUCUGAUAAAGAAAGUGAAACACGUAAAACUAAAAAGGUUAAGCUAAAGCGUAACUAUAGAAACUCUUCGGCCCACAACAACGAAGAUGAGGAGGGUGAAAAAACCAAAAGCACAGAAACAACAGCAAAUGAAACCUCAAUUUCGAAAGACAAUGAUGCAAGCGAAAAACGAACGGCGAAUUCCUCGUCCCAGCAGGAAUCUGUUGAAAAGAUUAAAAAAGAAAAGGCUAGUCGUUCACCUUCGCCGGAUGUUAUACCCAUUGUUGCCGAGCCGGAAACAUUGUUGAUAAAUGAUUCUUCUGAUGAAGAAACUGGGAAAAAUAGGCAAACAGAUGAGAGUGCCAAAAUUGAGGAACCCCUGCAAAAGGAGGGUGGCAAAGAUCGAAAGAUAUCCGAAAUGGAAGAUGGUGAGGUUGAUGAAUACGGUGAAGGUCGGGAGAAAACAUCAAACAAGUUUGAACAGCAGCCGGAAAAGGAAGACGAAUCGAAUAAUGUCAAUGAAGCAACGGAAAAUGAUAAAGAUAAACAUCAAGAAGAAUCAAUGGCGUCCGAAGAUUCCAGCGUUAAAGAUCAAGAAAAAGAAACUAAAGUUUUAGCUGCCGAGGAGGAAUAUGAGGAUCGAAAUGAUGACGUCAUAUCACUGGGUGAAGAUUUGGAGGAUGAAAUGGAUGAACAGUUGGAAAAUAUAACAAAAGCCGAUAAUAUGGACAAAGAUUCGGCAGCAUCCUCUUCGCCAGCAAAAUCCAAAAAGAAGAAAUAUUCCGAGGAAAAGAAUAAAACCGAAGACAAUCAGUCCUGGCAUGACCGUUACAUGAAAAGCUCUAAGGUAAGCAAAGUUUUGGCUGCAUCGCGUCUGGGCAAGAAGGUGCGAGACAAAAUCAAAAAGUCCAAAGAGGCUCCUCGAGAAAGUUCUGACAAGGCCGAGGAAAAAGAGGAAGUAUUUACAUCCAAACACGAAGAGGGCUCGCUGGAACAGUAUAAAGAACUGUUGGAGUUGCGUCAACGCAAGUCAAAGUGAAGUGGAUGCUUCUUUUUUAUUUGAAAUAAUUUAUUUUACAAAACAAGAACUGUAAAAUUUAAAUAAUAAAUAUUUAUAA
Musca domestica (house fly) is the source of this 1954-nucleotide messenger RNA. Its product is annotated as ABC transporter F family member 4. The transcript is spliced from 6 exons. Bases 127 to 1875 code for a protein of 582 amino acids. Lineage: Eukaryota; Metazoa; Arthropoda; Insecta; Diptera; Muscidae. The record is from RefSeq and is a predicted model, not a curated record.